Messenger RNA from Marmota monax (woodchuck), 720 nucleotides. RefSeq names its product S100 calcium binding protein A2 (gene S100a2). Gene Ontology annotation, biological process: endothelial cell migration. Gene Ontology annotation, molecular function: transition metal ion binding; calcium ion binding. The transcript is spliced from 3 exons. Bases 160 to 453 code for a protein of 97 amino acids. The record is from RefSeq and is a predicted model, not a curated record. Gene Ontology annotation, cellular component: cytoplasm. NCBI's taxonomy places the organism in Eukaryota, Metazoa, Chordata, Mammalia, Rodentia, Sciuridae.
UGGGGUGGCAGGAGGCCAGGCUGUGGGGCAGUCAGGCCAGAACAGGUUCUGUUUCCUGAACGCGCUAAGUCUGAGGCUGUGGGACUGACAUAUAAACCCCUUCCCGAGUGCCUGGCGCUUUGUUCCCUCCUGGGUCUCUGCCACCCCAUCUGGUCCAAGAUGUCCAGUCCCCUGGAGCAGGUGCUGGAGGUGAUGGUCGCUACCUUCCACAAGUACUCUGGCCAAGAGGGAGACAAGUUCAAGCUGAGUAAAGGGGAGAUGAAGGAACUUCUGCAGAAGGAGCUGCCUAGCUUCGUAGGGGAGAAGGUGGAUGAGGAGGGGCUGAAGAAGCUGAUGGGCAACCUCGAUGAGAACAGCGACCAGCAGGUGGACUUCCAGGAGUAUGCUGUUUUCUUGGCCCUCAUUUCCAUCAUGUGCAAUGACUUCUUCCAGGGCUACCCAGACCGGCCCUGAGGACGAACUCAGGACUUGGGCCACCAAUCUCUUGGGUUCAGGAGGACUCUCUAUCCCUUUUAAUUUUGUACUCAAUAAAGAUUUUUAUUUGUUGAUAAUACUCUCAUUGCUCAGUGCUGCCCGGUCACUUGGCUGGUUCAGUUAAAGUGCUGGGAACUGGGGGCUUCCUAUCCCACCCCGUUCCGCACCUUGACUCUCCAGGUCAGAGCUGUGCCUUCGGCCCUCGUUUUGAGAUUUCAGACACCAAUAAAAAUCUGGGAAUCAAAA